AGGUGAAUCUGAUUCUGUGAGUCCAUCAGGCCAAAUUCACCAGCAGAAGUGACAGGAGCAGCAUUUCCCACUUGAUGUCUUGACAAGGCUGUUCCACAAGAUGAUAAAAGGAGGAAAAGGGCUUCUGUGGGCAAAGGAGUUUGGGCAAUGCCACAUAUUUCAUACCUCUUUUGGUGAAUUUAUUAGUGAGCUUCUUAGCACGGUUGAGCUAAAGAACCCUAUUUAACUUUACUAAACCCAACGUUUGCCAACUUUUCUUGACACAGAAUCCUCUUCUCUCACUUCUCCUAUUGCCAACCUAUGGGACAGGGUUCCAGGGAACACUGUUUGGGAAACACUGGAAUACCAGGCUACUCUAGGCAGCCAACUGCAUGAGGAGAAUUCAUUGCUGUCUGCUUUAGCUUUCAGCUGGAUUGCACUGGCAUGCUUCGGAUGAGUGGCACUAAGCAGGACUCUGCCUGGCUAAUUACAGAGUGUUAGAGCAGAUGGGGGCUUGGGAACAAGGUUCCAGCCUCCUUUCCAGUCCCAUCUCUGAGCCAAGAAAAGAACAAAGAGCAGGUUCCCCUGGGGAAGGGGCUGUCUGAGAAGAGGCAGCAGUGCUCAGAAAGGAGAGAACCAUCUCAAGGCUCAGCCCCUUGAGGAGGAGGGCCAGGGUUGAAAUAGAGGGAGCAGGCAGAAUGUCCCAACUCCGUAAGUCUUCACUCUGCAGAACCCCAAGACCACAGCCUCAGGCCCUGGGAGGAAUGAGUGGCUCCCUGGACCUGCCCUCAUCCACUUUUAUUGUAGCAGCUGACGCGUGGGUCCACCAUGAACUGGAGUAUCUUUGAGGGACUCCUGAGUGGGGUCAACAAGUACUCCACAGCCUUUGGGCGCAUCUGGCUGUCUCUGGUCUUCAUCUUCCGUGUGCUGGUGUACCUGGUGACGGCCGAGCGUGUGUGGAGUGACGACCACAAGGACUUCGACUGCAACACUCUCCAGCCUGGCUGCUCCAACGUCUGCUUCGAUGAGUUCUUCCCCGUGUCCCAUGUGCGCCUCUGGGCCCUGCAGCUUAUCCUGGUCACGUGCCCCUCCCUGCUCGUGGUCAUGCACGUGGCCUACCGGGAGAUUCAGGAGAAGAGGCACCGAGAAGCCCAUGGGGAGAACAGUGGGCGCCUCUACCUGAACCCCGGCAAGAAGCGGGGUGGGCUCUGGUGGACAUAUGUCUGCAGCCUAGUGUUCAAGGCCAGCGUGGACAUCGCCUUUCUCUAUGUGUUCCACUCACUCUACCCUAAAUAUAUCCUCCCUCCUGUGGUCAAGUGCCACGCAGAUCCAUGUCCCCAUAUAGUGGACUGCUUCAUCUCCAAACCGUCAGAGAAGAACAUUUUCACCCUCUUCAUGGUGGCCACAGCUGCCAUCUGCAUCCUGCUCAACCUCGUGGAGCUCAUCUACCUGGUGAGCAAGAGGUGCCACGAGUGCCUGGCAGCAAGGAAAGCCCGAGCCAUGUACACAGGUCAUCACCCACAUGGCACCACCUCUUCCUGCAAACAAGACGACCUCCUUUCGGGUGACCUCAUCUUUCUGGGCUCAGACAGUCAUCCUCCUCUCUUACCAGACCGCCCCCGAGACCAUGUGAAGAAAACCAUCUUGUGAGGGGCUGCCUGGACUGGGCUGGCGGGUUGGGCCUGGAUGGGGAGGCUCUAAGCCUCUCUCGUAGGUGCAACCUGAGAGUGGGGGAGCUAAGCUGUGAGGUAGGGGCAGGCAAGAGAGAGGAUUCAGACGCUCUGGGAGCCAAUUCCCAGUCCUCCACUCCAGCCACCUGCCCCAGCUGGACGGCAUUGGGCCAGUUCCCCCUCUGCUCUGCAGCUCGGUUUCCUUUUCUAGAAUGGAAAUAGUGAGGGCCACCGCCCAGGGUUGGAGGGAGGCGGGCGUUCAUAGAAGAACACACAUGCGGGCACCUUCAUGGUGUCUGGCCCACUGUCAGGGCUUAAUAAAAGUCAAUUCGUUUGCUGG
This is a messenger RNA of Cercocebus atys (sooty mangabey), 1989 nucleotides long. RefSeq names its product gap junction protein, beta 5, 31.1kDa (gene GJB5). Gene Ontology annotation, cellular component: connexin complex. NCBI's taxonomy places the organism in Eukaryota, Metazoa, Chordata, Mammalia, Primates, Cercopithecidae. The record is from RefSeq and is a predicted model, not a curated record. Bases 808 to 1629 code for a protein of 273 amino acids. The transcript has 2 exons. Gene Ontology annotation, biological process: cell communication.